AUGGCUGCUGCUCCCACCCCGCCCUGGCGGGCCUUCCACGGUGCAGCCAUCGUUGAUACUUCCAUGGUCAUUUUUGGUGGCACGACUGAUCCGACUAAAAACCCGUACGGAUCCACCAUCCUCGGAUCCAACGACCUCUGGAUCUGGAGCACCACCCUCCGUCAAUGGUCCCAACCCACGAUCCAGUCUGGAGGCUUGCCCAACCCACAAAAGUUCUUCACCUCGGUCCCACUCCUAUCUCAGGGCAAGAUGCUCUCGCUUGUUGGCAAUGCCUCUGCGGCGUAUAACAAUCUCCUUAUGCUGGACAUCUACAACUGGAUCUGGUCCAUUCCCACUUCACCAAACCCUGCGGUGGCGCCACCUCUUCGACUUGGAGCUGCGAUCGGAUCAUCAGCGCUCAACACGAUGAUCAUCUUUGGCGGCAGUGACCAAACUGGCGCCGCCUUCAAUACCGUGAACACGUUUAAUCUCACACUCGAGGUCUGGCGACUGGCUGUUCCUGUCAGUGCCGGCAGUGGUGGAUCUGUCCCUUCGGCGAGGAAGGGUCACACGGCUGUCUGUCUCAACGAUACCAUGAUCAUCUAUGGAGGUGGCCCUGAUGGUCCUGUGGAUGACGACGUGUGGGUGCUGGACGCAUCAGGUACCCAGUGGAUGUGGAACAGGAUGCCAACCAACAAACAGCAGGGACCAGGACCAAGGACGGGACACUCGGCUCUCCUGAACGGCACUAACAUGCUUGUCUGGGGGGGCUACGGCACACCUCUGCUUGGAGACGCCAAUGUGUAUAUUCUGGACACAAAUACCUGGAGCUGGAGCUCAUCCAAGGAGGUUGGGCCUUCGAUCCCCCAACCCAUAGCACCUACACCGAACGGCAACAGUCCUGACGUACCGGGCAACAAGAAGAACAACCUACCUCUUACGAUUGGUGUGGUCUGCGGAAGCCUCGCGUUGAUUGCUGCGUUUGUGGGACUUUUGCUGUUUAGGAGAAGGUCGGCCAGACGGAAAGAGGAAACGAUUCCAAAAGAACCCCAGAAUACGCCCCGGUACCCGGACGAUGGAGGGGAGGCAUAUCCGUCAGGAGAAAAGAUCAUGGAGAGCAUGGAAAAGUAUGAGGACACAAUUGGCAACGCCUCUGGAUCUUCCUCAAGCAACAGGCGUUCUCGAGGACCGCAAGCGCUUUUGCCGACAUAUGGACAACCAAUUAAAGGGGAGCACCAAGGAUACCCAAUGGUCGCCAUAGCGGCUACCACUGCGGCGGACAUGGAUUCAAAUAGAGCAUCGUCAAGUCGGUCUUCAGGACAGUAUUAUCCACCUCCACCGCAGUCGUCACAUGCUAGGAACGCCUCUCAGACAGAUGCUGAUAGGAGCACAUUCUCGGGUACCGCAGGCGCCAGAGUGGGUUCUAUCUCGUCAGACCCAUUUUAUCCGUCGUAUUUGGCUGAGGAUGAUGAGGAGGAUGCCGACCGGUGGACGUUUGCGUCGUCGCUGUCGUUCGACCAGAGAGAGAACAGCCAGGGCCUUCCCACUUUGCGCUAUAUACCCACACGUGUCCACGCCCCCGGUUCGACACAGCGCUCUUUGGGCCAUUCAACUGGCAGCAUUGGUACCAACAGUAACCACCGGAUACCGAUGAUGAUCCACCCAGGGUCGCGACAAGCAAGGAGAGAUGCCAGCGGAAUGUCGAUUCUUUCGGGAACAGGAUCGUCGCUUGGACCGGGAUCGAUCUCGUUGGCAGUGGGCACUUCGUCCGAUGUGCUGAGCCGUGAUGGAUCUACCAGCCCUCGUGAUGCGACGCUUUUCAAUUCUGUCAGUCCACUGGAUCGAGUGUCGUUGAUGUGUACCGGACUUGGAGAGGAUGGAGGUGCAGCAACACCAGCGGGACUCUUGACGGGCGGCGCACAGGCAGGAUCUGGAUCUGUCUCUGCUCAACAGGCCCAACACGCGACAAUGGGUGAUAUGUCUAAAGAGUCGUCGGUGGGUGAUCAAUCGGCUGUGGAUCUGAGACGCAAGGACACAACUUCGACAUCGACAACAAAGUCCUCAAAGACAUAUACGACGCUCGACAGCCCAGCUCUAGCGAGCCUGGUGCAGAACCUUCCAGCGCGGUACAAGCCUUCAAACUCACCCAGUCCAAUCCAUGGUGAAACCAAUGAUAUUGUCUUUGCGGUGGAUUCGGAUACUCAGCAACCAAUUGUGAUCAAAUCGUUUGCACGGAAGGAAGCCUGGGAGCGGGAAUGCAGGAUCUUGAAGCGUUUGAAGGGGCCUUGCGUAGUAGAACUCAGGCAUGUGGCGACGUUGGUGUUGUCAGAGACGGAUGACCCUAACAAGCCCGCCAAGAUCCGGUUGACAAUUCUGGAGAGACUGGACGAGACGUUGGCGCAGAUGUUGAAGAACGCAAGGAAGGCUAAGAAGGUAGCGUUGAGGGAGCAGGCGAGACCAGAGGAUCAGUCUUUGGAUCUGACGGGUCCUGGGCUUUACAAGUCUGGCCCGGCGUUGGAUGAGGGAUACAUCCGGGAUAUUGUGAAGGGUGUGUUGAGGUGUUUGACGUGGUGUCACUCGAGGCGGAUUGUGUAUUGUGAUCUGAAGCCAUCCAACGUGAUGCACAACCGGGACGACCAUCGGCAACAGUGGAAGUUGAUUGACCUCGAGUCGUCGAGGAUCGCCAGCGAAGAGUGUAUUGGUAUCGGCACUGUUCGGUACUGUCCACCAGAGGUUGCCAGAGGCACCACGAUUGACAAACAAGCUUCCUCGGGCGUCAUUGCAAACUACAGCAUCGACCUCUGGGCUUUUGGCUGUCUCAUUUACGUUAGUGUUCAGUUUGAACUAUUUUCGACGAGGGCAUUGUUUCCACUUUCGUUAUCGGAUGAAACAGUACUUCACUUUUUGGCACACCCUUCAGCUGAUACCCCGGCGCUCGCCACAGGAUUGAGAUGGAACUCAUCAAGAGAGCUUGAGAUCCCACAUUUCGAGUUGGCAGUUCCUGACCCCCAGGCUCGAGAUUUGAUCCGCAUGUUGCUGAAAGCUGAUCCCAACCGCCGUGCCACCAUGAGCCAAGUCCUUAAUUGCGAGUACUUGGGAAGAAGUUUGGAGCUACAAGAGUCGUAUGGACAGAGGUCCAUGUCAACAAUAGCCUCGGAUAGUCUUCCCAUAUCACCCACUUCCCCCAUGUCUGCUCACCAACCCAUGUCCUCGAAUUCGUCAGCUGGUGCCCCACAACAAUACCAUAGAGAUCCUUAA
Messenger RNA from Linnemannia hyalina, 3237 nucleotides. Lineage: Eukaryota; Fungi; Mortierellomycota; Mortierellomycetes; Mortierellales; Mortierellaceae. The record is from the annotation of a GenBank genome assembly.